Molecule: messenger RNA, 6831 nt
Organism: Oncorhynchus nerka (sockeye salmon)
Lineage: Eukaryota; Metazoa; Chordata; Actinopteri; Salmoniformes; Salmonidae
Product: zinc finger E-box-binding homeobox 1-like
Exons: 9
Coding region: 45-4433 (1462 amino acids)
Molecular function (GO): DNA binding
Source: RefSeq, a predicted model, not a curated record
GGGGCUGACUCGCUCGGGCAGCAUUCAGACACAGCGAAAGGAUCAUGGCGGAUGGCCCCAGGUGUAAGCGCAGAAAACAGGCGAACCCGAGGAGGAAUAACGUAACGAAUUACAACAACGUUGUGGAGGCCCAGUCAGAUUCUGACGAUGAGGACAAGCUACACAUAGUGGAGGAAGACCCUGAUGGAGACAGCACUGUGCCAGAAGACACCUCCGCAGUAUUAUCCCAGAACGGGACGGAGACGCACCAAGACACCUGGGAUGGAGUGAAGGAGGAGUGUGGCUCAGAAGAGGAGGAUGAGGAGGAGGAGGAGGAGGAGGAGGAAGAGGAGGGGGUUAAGGAGAUGAUCCAGCAGGGAGACACAGCGGUCAUCUACCCCAAGGCGCCGGUCGACAAACAGAAGAGCGCGUCUGAGAGAGGGGUCUCAGAGAAGACCGGCACGCCAGACACCCUCUCCCAGCUCCUGACUUGUCCCUACUGCUCACGGGGCUACAAGCGCUGCACGGCCCUGAAGGACCACAUCAAGCUACGUCACGAGAAGAGCGAGGACAACUUCAGCUGCUCCCAGUGCAGCUACACCUUCACCUACCGGACACAACUGGACUGUCAUAUGACCCAACACAAGAACCAACACAAGGAUCCUGUACAGCGUCAUGUACCCCAGACCACCACCACAACAAUAACAACAGGGGGGAACAGGAAGUUCAAGUGUACUGAGUGUUCCAAGGCUUUUAAAUAUAAGCACCACCUGAAGGAGCAUCUUCGCAUCCACAGCGGAGAGAAGCCAUACGAGUGCCCCAACUGUAAGAAGAGGUUUUCACACUCAGGGUCCUACAGUUCCCACAUCAGCAGUAAGAAGUGUGUUGGCAUGGUGCCUGUCAACGGCAACCCCAGCCCAGUCAUUAAGGUCUCCAACCAGACCCCCAGCCAGACCCAGCCCUCUGGCCCCGCCGCAGCCCCAGUCCGAGUGCUCCUCCGGGGGGAGAAGACAGACAGCAAGCCCCUGCAGGAGCAGCUCCCCCACACUCAGAUUAAAUCUGAGCCUGUGGAUUACGAGUUCAAGCCGGUGGUGGUGGCGCCUAACGGGGCGGCGGGGACGAAUGGAACGGUGUUUAAUGGUGGCGUGGCGCUGCCUCAGGGCACGGCGCUGCCUCAGGGCAUGGUCCAGGCGGUGGUACUGCCCACCAUGGGUCUGAUGUCUCCUAUCACUAUUAACCUCAGCGACCUGCAGAACAUGCUCAAGGUGGCCUUGGAUGGAAACGUGCUGCGUCAGGUGUUGGGGACGGCCAACGGGCUGGUGACCUCCAAGCAGGGGUUUGUGACACAGGCUGGCCAGCAGGUAAUCUCAGCCAUCAGCCUGCCUGGCUUCGUGGACCAGGACGGUACCACCAAGAUCAUCAUUAACUACAGCCUGGAGCCAAGCCCAGCCCAGCAGCCCACCACCCCUCAGCUCCUCAAGCAGGAGGCUCCCCCUCCCAACACCGCCAGUGCCACAAACCCACAGCCCGCCUCCAAAGUAACAGAGAAACUCCCCCAGGACCUCCACAUCAACAAGACCGAGCCGGACGACUCGGAGCACGAGUCAGAGAUGGAGACGCAGGAGACAGAGACUGAAGCUGAGACACCAAAGGCCCUGACAGGCAAGACAAGGUGUCUACUGUGUGACAACUGUCCUGGUGAUUUGGAUGCACUGCACAUGCUCCAGCAUUGUAAACCUACCAACGGGGAGGGAGGUGACAGCGCCACCCUCGACCCCUCCAUCGCCACCCUCCUGGCCGAGGCAGGGAUAACUCCAGGCCAGCAUCCUCUAAAGAAUCUGCUCUCACUCCUCAAGGCCUACUUCGCCUUAAACGCAGAGCCCACCGAGGAAGAGCUGGCCAAGAUCUCUGACAAUGUCAGCCUGCCCGUGGACGUGGUCAAGAAGUGGUUUGAGAAAAUGCGGUCAGGUCAGAUCACGGUCGGACCCCCUGGUUCCUCUCCAGAUGACUCUGGACUUUCAGAUUCCAGCACAGAGACCCAGCUAGACCAAGAGAAGAGCGGGACAGAGAUAGAGGAGCAGCAGGCCUCAGCCCAAACACAGGAGACAUCAUCUUCCCAACCUCCUGCCUCGACGUCCCCCUCUGUCUCAGCCUCGGCCCUCUCACCACUAAACCUCUCCUCCAGCGGCCUGGUCAUCGUGAAGACUGAGGUCGACUCUGAGCGCGAGGCUCAAGAUCUUCCCCUGGACCUGUCCCUUCCCAAGCAGCCCCAGUCACAGCCCCAGGUCCCCCAUGUUCCACAGGAGCAGCCCCUCAACCUCACCUGCCUGAAGGAGACAGUCCAGGCCCAGCUCCCAGGACUCCAGGGAACCACCAACACCAUCUACGUCACCUCCUCCCCCCAAACGACCAUCCCCAGCCCGGUGAACAUAAUGACCACCCGGCUAGUAGCCAUCACCAACCAGGGCAGCGGUGUGCCCUGCCUCAGAGCCAUCUCCACCGGCACCACCAAACGGACCAUCCUCAUCCCCCAGCUCACCUACACAUACACCACUACAGCAUGCAGCGGCACCACUGGGGCCGACGGAGCCCAGAAGACCGUCAGAAUCAACGGCUGCCAGGAGGAGAAGUCUGCCACCAGCUCAGAGGGUGUGUCGACGGUAGAGGAGCAGGAUAACUCAGACUCUUCCCCUCCGCUGAAGAAGAUGCGUCGACUGCAGAGCGGGAUGUACUCCUGUGAUCUGUGCGACAAGAUCUUCCAGAAGAGCAGCUCCCUGCUCAGGCAUAAAUACGAACACACAGGAAAGCGGCCACAUGAGUGCGGCAUCUGCGACAAAGCCUUCAAACACAAGCACCACUUGAUAGAACACACGCGACUGCACUCCGGAGAGAAGCCCUACCGCUGUGACAAGUGUGGCAAGUGUUUCUCCCACUCUGGCUCCUACAGCCAGCACAUGAACCACCGAUACUCCUACUGCAAGAAGGAGCCCCAGGGAGGGCGGCAGGUGGGACGUCAGCUCGGGAUGAGCCCCGAAAGGAGUCCUCAAACAGAAGAGCAGCAGUCGGACAGCCGACCCACCUCCCCACCUUCCCAAAUGGACUCAGAUGAGAGGGAAAGUGAGGAGGAGCUGGAGGAAGAGGAGGGCAUGGCGGCCAUGAGCAUGGACGACAUACGGGUGGUGCAAGUGGGUGAGGAUGACGAGGAGAGUGAGAUCUACCAGGUGGAGGAGUUUGGGGAGGAGAGGCAAGAGGAGGAGGAAGGGAGCAGAGAGGAAGAGGAGGAGGAGGAAGAGAUCAGAGAGGAAGAGGAGGAAGGGAGCCGAGGGGAAGAGGUGGAGAAGGAAGGGAGCAGAGAGGAAGAGGAGGAGGUACAGCAGAAGCAGGUGUGUGAAGAAGAUCAGGAAGAAGAAGGGAUGAGAGAGGAGGAGGCACACCAGGAGGAGGUGGAGGAAGAGGAAGGGAGUAGAGAGGAGGAGGCACACCAGGAGGAGGUGGAGGAAGAGGAAGGGAGUAGAGAGGAGGAGGCACACCAGGAGGAGGUGGAGGAAGAGGAAGGGAGUAGAGAGGAGGAGGCACACCAGGAGGAGGUGGAGGAAGAGGAAGGGAGUAGAGAGGUGGAGGCACACCAGGAGGAGGUGGAGGAAGAGGAAGGGAGUAGAGAGGAGGAGGCACACCAGGAGGAGGUGGAGGAAGAGGAAGGGAGUAGAGAGGAGGAGGCACACCAGGAGGAGGAAGAGGAAGGGAGUAGAGAGGAGGAGGCACACCAGGAGGAGGUGGAGGAAGGGAGUAGAGAGGAGGAGGCACACCAGGAGGAGGAAGAGGAAGGGAGUAGAGAGGAGGAGGCACACCAGGAGGAGGUGGAGGAAGAGGAAGUGAGGAGAGAGGAGGAGGCACACCAGGAGGAGGUGGAGGAAGAGGAAGGGAGGAGAGAGGAGGAGGCACACCAGGAGGAGGAAGAGGAAGGGAGUAGAGAGGAGGAGGCACACCAGGAGGAGGUGGAGGAAAAGGAAGGGAUGAGAGAAGAGGAGGCACACCAGGAGGAGGAAGAGGAAGGGAUGAGAGAAGAGGAGGAGGCACUCCAGGAGGAGGAAGAGGAAGGGAUGAGAGAAGAGGAGGCACACCAGGAGGAGGAAGAGGAAGGGAUGAGAGAAGAGGAGGAGGCACUCCAGGAGGAGGAAGAGGAAGGGAUGAGAGAAGAGGAGGAGGUUUGUAAAGAAGAGUCCCUACAGCAGGAGGAUGUGCGUGAGGAAGAGGAGGUGAUGGCGGUACAGGUGAUGGGAGGUGUAGAGGAGGAAGAGGAGGAGGAAGGAGUGGCAGAGAAGGAAACCUUUGUAACAGAGGAAGCUAUGGAAACGGAGGACAAAGAACCGCAUGUGGACAAGGAGGACAUCCCGGUGGAGGGGUUGGAAACCGGACAGAAAGAAACAGAGGAAGACAAGAUGAAGGGUGAAUGAAGAAAAUACUUUCUCUGACAAAAAAAAAUGGAAAUCCUGGGUGUCAAGUAGCAGGAGAGGAAAAUCUGGUGUUGUCGUCAAAAGAUGCUGCCGUGUUGGUGCCGUGUGUCGGUCCUCUACUGUGUUGAAACCCAGGUGUGCCUGAGAUAGACUAAAAAGAAGGGACUUUUGCUCCUGAAAAUAAUAUCGGUGUUACCUUGUUUAUAGACGUAUUAUACAUUUUUGUAUAAAAGUUACAGCUGACCUUUCAAUUAUUUUGUUACUGAGAGUGAGACAUCUGAUCCCAGGUCAUUUAUGUUUGUCAGUGUUAUUUUUGACUAAUUUUGCCACUCUUAUUUUAACCUUUUAACCUGUACAGUUGAAGAAACAUUUCUAUACAUUUUUAUUGCCAAUGAUGAUGUUUGCUAAAAUCAGUAUUUUAUUGAGUUGUAAAACAAAAACAAAGAAAAAACUGCACUACAGUAAUCCUGGUUUACCUAUGGAUACAACAUGCCUCACACCCUUCAGUAUUAUUAUGUUCACACUAGCUGUACAUCCUCUUCAUGUUAUAGCUAACGUUAGCAUAGCAUUUUGUUUUCAGUUGGUUUGUUAACAUUAAGAAGAAAAGAGGAUUCUGGGGCUAUGGGUGUGAGGGGUUAGCCUGGUAUGGGUGGGAGGGGUUAGCCUGGUAUGGGUGAGAGGGGUUAGCCUGAGUGCCAGUAUGUUAGUGCUGUCAUGCCAACUCCUCAUCACUCACUGUCAUGUUUGGCUUGACAAGGACAGCAGUGGAGUUGGCAAGAACACAAACAGAUCUGGGACCAGGCUAUGUGGGGGUGGGGGGUGGGAGGGGUUUGAUGUGAUAUCUGUCUGACAUCAUAACCAAACUGUCCUAUCAGGGAAAAGUAGUGUGACAACCUCAAAGCCAGCAUUCUUAACCAUGCUUGUCCUUGUUUGUGUCCCAAUAAUCUAUCCUUCCUCCCGAAGAGUGAACCUGUUCACUGAUCCCCAUGAAUCUAAAAGCAUUGGAUUGGUGGAGACAUGGGCUCGCUAGACUAUAGAAUUUUACACAAUAUUUCUUACACCAGUCAUUUCCUUUCAAAGCCCUUGAAGGGAAGUUAUCAAGUGCACACUUUUAGAGAAAGGAGAGAUUAUUGGGACGUGAACCCUAAGUUAUCAGUUUUAAUCAGUGUCAUAGGGUCAUAUGAAGCAGGAGGGGUGGAGAUAUGUCCUCUACCCCGCCCCAAUAUCUCCAGCCUUAUGCAAGACCAGACCUGUGUGCUGUAAGUGCCAUUGAACCGUGUUCUUUGUACCCCAACGGAUGUAGUCAGUAUGUAUUUUCUGCAUAAGGCCCAUAUUGAUUAAUGUUUGUUUACUUGGUUGGACUCAUUUUCACUUGUUAAGUUGGGUUUCGUCCCAAAUGGCACCCUUCAGUAUUCCCUUUAUAGUGCACUAUAGGGCUCUGGUUAAAAGUAGUACAGUAGGGAAUACAAGACGAUAGCAUGAAUAAGGACUCCUUCGUGUGUGCGUGAACAAAGAGGAACAAAGAGAGAAUAGGACGAAUACGAAAGGUUUUUACAGUAUUUAAGGGGAUUUUCCUGUAUUCGAGCGUCAGACAUUAUUAGAUGAGUGCACUUGUUUUACAAAAUGGUGGCAAGCUAACCCGCACUUCAGGUAACAGACGUUAGUGAACGUGGUCCCUGUGUUUUAUGAAGUGUUUCAGUUGAUUUGACCUUUACAGUGUUACAGAAUUAUUUUCAGUUUUUUAGUUUUGAGUUUUCUAUAUGUGUGUGUCCUGUGUAUGUUUUCAACCAUGGCAGUAUUAGAAACCUUUUCCACGAGGAAAGCGUACCUGUUUAGUUUUUAGAGGACUUUUUAUAUUUACGUGUCUUAUUUUUCUAUUUCUUUAUGCUUAUUUAUUACACACAUUGUAGUGUACAACAGUGUAGUGUGAAUUGAUACAAUAAUAUAUUUUAGUAUGAAAAAUGAUUUGAAGGUCAUUGAAUCCAGAGUAGGAAGUGGCGCUCUGGGGGCGAUGAAGUUUGUUUUGAAAAAAGGUAUUAACAUGAAAAGAAGAAGAAAUAAAUGAAGAGAGAAACGGAAAGUGUUUCAUCCAUCAUCAGGCUCGCUGGUUAGACUGACCUGUUCUUACUGUGAUAUGAAGCUACUGAAAACUAACUGUGUGACUAAAACGCAUGAGUCCUUGCUGUUGUAAUGAAGGAUUGAUCUCGUUAUGAAGAUGUACGUUAGCUCCUUUGUCGUUCUGUUUUGUGCCAAUUUGUUACGUUGUACUGUUAUAUGUCAGAGGUUACCAUUUGUUUUAUACAUUUCCCGUUUAAUCCACUCUGUUUUUAUAGUUUUAUUUUGUUUUUUUUGUUCCAUUUUUUUACUACUUCCCAUCACAAUAAAAUACAAGAAAGCA